Stegodyphus dumicola is the source of this 1019-nucleotide messenger RNA. Its product is annotated as L-xylulose reductase-like. Gene Ontology annotation, biological process: xylulose metabolic process; glucose metabolic process. The record is from RefSeq and is a predicted model, not a curated record. Lineage: Eukaryota; Metazoa; Arthropoda; Arachnida; Araneae; Eresidae. Gene Ontology annotation, molecular function: L-xylulose reductase (NADPH) activity; carbonyl reductase (NADPH) activity.
CUUUGGAGCGACUUUGAAAUGAGCGCGUGAUUUGGUGCUCAGUAAGAUGGAAGCUAGUUUUCGAGGUAAAAGAGCUUUAGUAACAGGUGCCGGCCGAGGCAUUGGCCGAGCUGUUGCUAUUGAACUUUCGAAACGCGGAGCUGAUGUUAUUGCUCUUAGUCGAACCAAGGUUCAUUUAGAUGAACUGAAAAAUGAGGCUCCUCAAAUUGAAAUUGUUUGUGCCGAUAUUAAAAACUGGAGAGAAACUGAAAAUGUCAUUAAAAGUUUAGGACCUGUAGACCUCUUAGUUAAUAAUGCUGGUGUUGCUUCUUUACAAGAUGUGGGAUGUGUCACAGAAGAAGAAUUUGAUAGGUGUUUUUCGGUGAAUGUGAAAGCUGUUAUAAAUAUUUCUCAAGUGGUUGCAAAUAGUCUGAAGGAGAGAGGUGCAAGUGGUUCCAUAGUUAAUAUUUCUAGUCAAGCUGCACUGGUAGCUAUACCAAAACAUGCUACUUACUGUGCAUCUAAAGGAGCAUUAGAUCAAUUGACAAAAGUUAUGGCUUUAGAACUGGGUCCAUUUCAAAUCAGAGUCAAUAGUGUAAAUCCGACAGUUGUUUUGACAGAAAUGGGAGAGAAAGCAUGGGGAGAUCCUAAAGUUGGAGAUCCUAUGAAAGCUAAAAUUCCUUUAGGAAAAUUUUGUGAGCCCCAGGAUGUUGUCAAAGCAGUUGUAUUCCUUCUAAGUGAUGAUUCCCGCAUGAUUACUGGAGCUCAAUUACCUGUAGAUGGAGGUUACACUAUUCAGUAACAAAUAUAUUUUUGUGAUAUAUUGAUUGUUUUAAAUAUGUAUUUGUCUAUUAUUAGUAUUAAAAUUUUUAUUUUUAUAUGAAAUUUUAUCUGAAAGUGCUUUGAUAUGAAAAAUUAUUUUUUUAUUCAUUUCUUUGAGCUGUUUUUCUCAAAAUUUCUUUUAGUUGUAAUUUAAUAGAUUUAUAUGUGAUUCAAUUCCUUGUAAAGAUUGUCUAAUUGCAUAAAGAAUAUUUUAGUUA